Messenger RNA from Lipotes vexillifer (Yangtze River dolphin), 2027 nucleotides. RefSeq names its product ectonucleotide pyrophosphatase/phosphodiesterase family member 5 (gene ENPP5). The record is from RefSeq and is a predicted model, not a curated record. Lineage: Eukaryota; Metazoa; Chordata; Mammalia; Artiodactyla; Lipotidae. Bases 38 to 1471 code for a protein of 477 amino acids. The transcript is spliced from 3 exons.
AUUAUCUUUGACACUGAACUGAUCAAGUACUUUGAAAAUGGCUUCAAAACUUCUCUGGGUGUCCUUCAUACUUGCUGCAUUGACACUUUCAAUUACAUUUUCUCUCCAACCAGACCAGCCAAAGGUUCUACUAGUUUCAUUUGAUGGAUUCCGUUGGGAUUACUUAUACAGAGUUCCAACACCCCAUUUUCAUCAUGUUAAAGAAUACGGUGUCCACGUGAAGCAAGUUACUAAUAUUUUUAUUACGAAGACCUACCCUAACCAUUAUACUUUGGUAACUGGCCUCUUUGCCGAGAAUCAUGGCAUUGUGGCAAAUGACAUGUUUGAUCCUGUUCUGAACAAAUCUUUCUCCCUGGAUAAUAUGAACAUUUAUGAUUCUGAGUUUUGGGAAGAAGCGACGCCAAUAUGGAUCACAAAUCAGAGGGCAGGACAUACGAGUGGUGCAGCCAUGUGGCCCGGAACAGACGUCAAAAUACAUAAAAGCUUUCCUACUUACUAUAUGCCUUACAAUGAGUCCGUUUCAUUUGAAGAGAGAGUUGCCAAAAUUAUUGAAUGGUUUACAUCGAAAGAGCCCAUCAAUCUCGGUCUUCUCUAUUGGGAAGAACCUGAUGACAUGGGCCACCAUUUGGGACCAGACAGCCCACUCAUGGGGCCUGUCAUUUCAGAUAUUGACCAGAGGUUAGGGUAUCUCAUACGAAUGCUGAAAAAGGCAAAGUUGUGGAACAUUCUGAACCUAAUCAUCACAAGUGAUCACGGAAUGACACAGUGUUCUGAGGAAAGGAUCAUAGAGCUUGACCAGUAUCUGGAUAAAGACCACUAUACCCUGAUUGACCAGUCGCCGGUGGCAGCCGUCUUGCCCAAAGAAGGUAAAUUUGAUGAAGUCUAUGAAGCACUAGCUCAUGCUCAUCCUAAUCUGACUGUUUACAAAAAAGAAGAGAUUCCAGACAGAUGGCAUUACAAAUACAACAGUCGAAUUCAGCCAAUUCUCGCAGUGGCUGACGAAGGGUGGUAUAUUUUACGGAAUAAGUCAGAUGACUUUCUGUUAGGCAACCAUGGUUAUGAUAAUGCAUUAGCAGAAAUGCAUCCCAUGUUUUUAGCCCACGGUCCUGCCUUCCGAAAGAAUUUCACAAAAGAGGCCAUGAACUCAACAGAUCUGUACCCCCUGCUCUGCCACCUCCUCAAUAUCACUGCGGUGCCACACAACGGAUCACUCAGGAAUGUCCAGGAUCUGCUCAGCUCACCAACUCCAAGAGCAAGUCCUUAUACACAGAGUCCUCCUCUCCCCCAUGGUAGUGUCAAACCAAGAGAAAAUGAACAAGAGGAGCCAUAUGCUUAUUUCAUAGGGGUCUCUCUCGGUAGCAUUAUAGUUAUUGUGUUUGUAAUAAUUUUCAUUAAACAUUUAAUUCGCAGUCAAAUACCUGCCUUACCAGAUUUUCAGGUUGAAAUAUCUCAACCAUUAUUACAAGCCUAAUGCUCCUUUGAUGUGGAGAUUGCAUAGUUAUGUCAGUGUUUAAAGGUUUCAGAUUCUAGGAAACCAGCUUCAAACAUUUGCACAGACCAUUAAGCAGUUACGUACAUAUGCAGAGGCAGUCAUACACACACACACACACACACACACACACACUCAUGCACAUGGACCAAAAUACACAUACCUGCAAAGGAUGAAAGAUGGGGAAGUAUGUUUCCAUUGUCCUCUCUGGCUUCUGGUAGGUAAGAUCCUGCUUUAUUUGGACUUGGCACAUACAAUGUAUACAUUUAACAACUUUGCAGUACCUUACAUAUUGCACUUUAAAUUACUCUCCUAAUGGGUACACUUCUGUGAAAUGCACUUUAUUGACAAUUACGUCUGAUAACUCGGUUGAAAAAGACAACUUUUGCACCCAUGUCCCAGAAUACCCGUUAUUCCUUGUUCAAACGGAAUGAAAUUUCUAAUAAUUUCUGAAUACUGUAGAAAUCUAUCUAUCUUCUUAAAUUGGGAGAGCAUGAAGAAAGUGAAAACUGUUGAAAAUGAAAUAUGAUGACUUUUG